Molecule: messenger RNA, 1154 nt
Organism: Nicotiana attenuata
Lineage: Eukaryota; Viridiplantae; Streptophyta; Magnoliopsida; Solanales; Solanaceae
Exons: 3
Coding region: 136-918 (260 amino acids)
Source: RefSeq, a predicted model, not a curated record
GACAUUGACCUAGUCUUUUGUACCCUAUAAAACAGCCAUUAAUAUUAGCCUGUUUCUUGAACUCCAACACAAAUUAGAGGCUAUUAGCAAAUCUUAUUACAAUUAUAAACUAUACUUUAAUUCAAGGAAGGAGCCAUGCAAAAAGACCAUUUUCACACUUUAGACCCUUUUCUUGAAUCAAGAAAUGAACACAAUCAGGACAGCAAAUUAUCAAAACUUCAACCAUGGAAUGAACAAAGACAAGAAGAGAGUGAUGAUAUAGAGUUUCAAGCAUGUGAACAUAUCACAAAUGGCUAUACUCCUUGUUCUCCACCUUUAUGGACUCAAAGGGCAUUAAAAGAUAAUACCAAAAAUCAAUCUUCUACUUUGUUGCCAUGCUAUGACUAUUUUGGUCACCCUUUUCCGGGAUCAAGAUUACAGGCAAUUAGGGAUGGUAGGAAGCACCUCAUGAGGAUGAUUCAGGACUUGCCUGAGUCAUCUUUUGAACUGUCAUUGAAAGAUAUUGUUGACAAUCAACCAAGCACAGAAGAGGACCAACAGGCUGAAACAUUAAAAGGGAGAAAUCCAAAAGUUAGAAUGCCACAACAGAGCAAAACUUUGAAGAGAAGUCAAAUAUCAAGAAGUGAAAGCAUGGAUAGUGGUGUUUUCUUAUUAAAAAUGUUCCUCCCUUCUUCUAUAGGUAACAAGAAGAAACUAAAGCCAAAGAACUGCUCAAAAGUUUCUCCAAAAACACCAGUCGACGAAACGGAGAAAUCCAUGAAUAGGGACUGGUGGAGAAUUAUAUAUGUAGUUAUAAAAGAGAAUAAGUAUAGCAGAAGCAUCAAGAAAAGCAUGAGUUACAAUAGCAGCAGCAAAAGCAGGUUGGUUGAAAGCAACUGCAUACAGAGGAAACAAAGAGGGUGUUUCUUUUUAGUUUAGUAGUAGAAAAGAAUAAAUAGAAGAACAGAGCAAAUAGCAAACAGGAUUUGGAAAAAUAAAGGUGCAAAUAAGUGAGGUUUCGGCAUGUAAUACUGGAGCACAAGUUUAAUUUUUGUCACAGUUGUCUUGUAAAUUAUUUGCUGUCAUAGUUAUGGUGCACUUUUCAGUGCAGCAAUUGGAUUUCACAAGCAGGAACAUCUUUCUAUACAUAAGUUGAAAGUUCUGUACAAGUUGGA